AGGAACUGUAGCCUACAGCAAAAAGAAGCCUCCUCCAUUCCAAGCUUUGGCCCCACGGAAACCGCCAUUUCUGCUCCUCUUUGGGUAAGGACUGAGAGCUCCUACCUCUCUUCUCCUUCGCCUCCUGAUCGGUUUUCAGACGGAAAGUUCGAAUCUUGUUGGGCUCUGUUUGCUCGCCCAUGGAAUUUACCACUGAAAAGACCAUUGAAGUUGAAUGUUGGAGGCUGAAUUUCGGCUGUCCAAAUGACCUUUCUGAUCUCCUGAAUUGUAUGUGAAUGCUGGAAUCAAAAUUGUUCCGUCCAAUCACAAAUCAACUUGACUGCUAGAGAUUUAUGGAGGCCUAUGGAGUAGUUGAAUUUAUGGGGAUGAGCUUGUGAAACAGCUGCUAUUAUCGAUGAAUCAAGGUGAGUAUUGUGACUGUAAAGAUUGUAGGGGUAAAUAUACUCUGAUACAUGAUGAAGAAGACCCAAGAGUGCUGAAAUUUCACAAACCUCUACCAUGUUAUGGCUGUGGAAUAGGAUGGUGUUCAUUACUGUUGGGAUGCUUGUGCCCGUUGCUAUGGUACAUUGCAACAGUUCUCUACUUCUGCAAAUACUAUAACAGAGAUCCAAGGGAGCGAGAUGGUCUUGUUGCUUGUGCCUUCGCUGCACUGAUCUGCACUGUUGCAAUCUCCAUCACAAUAGCUGUAAUAUUUCUCUAGCUCGGUUGAAAUCUCUGAAGAAAUUCAUAGUUCAGCACAAAAAAUGGUUGGGUAGAGGGAUCGCAUUCAUUAUUUUUUCUGCACAGCUUUUUUAGAGGCUGUAGCAAAUCACUGUAAUGUAACAAUCAUAUUAUAAUGAUUUCAAUCAAUGCAUGAAGCUCCCAUCAACAUGGAGUCUGAGAAGUUGUACACAGCUUCAUCUCUGUAUUUGGAGAGUCGCCGCUUUCUUGAUUCCUCGAGUUUACAAUGGAAGCAAUUUAACCACUUUCUUAAGCCCGUCCUACCGAUCGAGAGGUGGCGCCGGCGACGUAAAAUAGUUUUAAUUGAACAGUGAAAAUGGCCUGUGAUUUAUCUGAACUUGAUCGUUACAUGAUGAACUUUUACUCUUUGUAAUGAUCAUGGCGCAUGCAAUUGCUUAUGUCUUCAAAUAGAAUAGCUUUCCCACAUUCUUUUUUA
This is a messenger RNA of Dendrobium catenatum, 1156 nucleotides long. RefSeq lists its product as uncharacterized. The record is from RefSeq and is a predicted model, not a curated record. The transcript has 7 exons. Lineage: Eukaryota; Viridiplantae; Streptophyta; Magnoliopsida; Asparagales; Orchidaceae. Bases 395 to 700 code for a protein of 101 amino acids.